AAUGAGACUUCUGAUAGGAUUAACUUUGAUAACAAUUAUUCUAUGUUAACAAUAACAUAAAUUCAAUCCUGAAUUUUUAAAUUUGAUAAGCACAGGAACUGGAUUAGGAACUGCUAGAGAUGCUAUUUAAGCAGUAUUACAAUUAUUAGAAGACUUGAAAAAUGCUAAUGUAGAAUUAGAUAGAAAAGUAUGAGAUCUUUACAACUAAAGAAUAGGCAGACAAAGCAUUUUAAGAAUAUGAAGGAGGUGUAUUGAAUGAUUGUGCAGCAUUUACUGGAAUUAUGAAAGAGAAUAAUGAAUCAUUGCAAAAGAAUUCAGAAGAUUUAGAAGCAGUAGAUGAUAAAAUUGCUUAAACUACUGAUUAUUUGAAUUGGAAUGAAAAGAGAAGAAAGUCAAAUGAUAUGAAAUUAGAAGAUCUAGCUGAAUAAAGAUGUGAAGCAAAUUCUUUAUUUAUUGAUGCAUUAAGAGAUUAUAGGGAAGCAUUAAAUGUAUUAGAAUGGGUUAAUGGUGAUUUACAACUCAAAGAAUAAAAUGCAUUCUUAUAAAAAGAGGAGGCUUAAGAAUAUACUUCUAAAUUAUCACUCUAUACUAAUAUGAUAGACCAUAAAGAAGUUUUCUCUUAAGUGGGUAAAUUUUCUAUAUGAUUUUAGAGGUUUCAUAAGAAGAUUAAGCAAAUUAAGUGGUUUCUGAAAUUGUUGGAAAAGUUCAAGGAUUAAUUUCUAAAAUAUAAGAACAUAUUUAAACAUUAGAAGAAUAAGAAAUUACAUCUGCUAAUGAUUUUGUGGAUUAUAGAAGAAAUUUAUUAAAUGAAUAAGUGUUAUUAAAAUAAGAAUAUGAUAGCAGAUUAAAAUUUUUAAAUAGUUUAGAAGAUGAUAAAGAAUUAGCAUAAGAUGUUGUUAGUUAAUGUGAGAAGAUAUUAGGAAAUACAUAAAGAAUUUUAUAAUAGACUUAAAGUAAUCUUUUGAUUUUCUAUAAUUAUUAGAUGCUUAUAACUAAUAAAAGGCUAAAUAUGUGAUGGAGAAAUAAAAAAGACAUGAAGAAAACCAGAUUAUCAUUGAAAUUACAAUGCUUUAUCAUUAAAAGAUAGCUUAGGCAGAGGAAUUUUUGUAAAAAAAAGGAGUUUGA
This is a messenger RNA of Paramecium pentaurelia, 1125 nucleotides long. The record is from the annotation of a GenBank genome assembly. NCBI's taxonomy places the organism in Eukaryota, Ciliophora, Oligohymenophorea, Peniculida, Parameciidae.